This is a messenger RNA of Sardina pilchardus (European sardine), 1999 nucleotides long. RefSeq names its product centromere protein J. Gene Ontology annotation, cellular component: centriole; centrosome. Lineage: Eukaryota; Metazoa; Chordata; Actinopteri; Clupeiformes; Clupeidae. Gene Ontology annotation, biological process: cilium assembly; centriole elongation. Gene Ontology annotation, molecular function: tubulin binding. Bases 1 to 1863 code for a protein of 620 amino acids. The record is from RefSeq and is a predicted model, not a curated record. The transcript has 14 exons.
AUGCCAGACACGCUUAGCCUAGCCACAGAGCUCACGCGGUCUCUGCACUGCGCUGCCUCUGGUGAGAGCAGCAGCAGCAGCAGCGAGGAUGACCCUGAAUUGCAAUGUCACAGGGACCCCAUGCCUCCCUCCCGCCCUUAUCAGAAGGACCAUAACCUGGACCUCUCAGAUGGUGACUAUGCUAGCGAUGCCCCUAGUGAGGCUGGGCCUUGUCCCCCUGUUCAAACUCGGAGGUGCAGCAUCAACAGUCCCUGGCUCCCCAGCUCCAGUGAAGACAGUGACUCAGAACUAACAUGCUUGAGCUGGAGCGGGACAGACCAGUCAAAGAAGCCAGCAGAGGUGAAAAUAAUGUCUGCUUCACAGCUGCUCACCAGCAUUUUCCCUCAGAUUGAGCCUGCUGACAAAAAAGCUGUCAAUGCCAAACUGAAAGAGAAAUGUGUGAGCACAAAGGACAAUAGGCGUGGUGAUCGAGCACCAGCUCAAACACAGAGAGAUCUUACUCACGCUUUUAAGGCUGAAGUGAAACAUGAGACAUUGUUGGAUGAAUUGAAAAACAAGCAGGACAAGGCCAUGCAGUUUCUCAGAGAUAGCAGUAGAAAUGAUGAAAAAUCCACAAGGGGCCAAAUGGAUCAUGGCGUUGCCCUGCUCCAGCAGCAGAUCCUGGCUAUGCAGGAGCUUGUCCAGCAGAAGGACAGGGAAUGGUCCAGGGCUCAUGGGCAGCUGCAGAGCCGUAUGGACUCACUGAUAAGGGAGAACCAGGAACUGAGAGGCAGGCUCACCAGUGCCGGCCCUGCCGCUCAAACGCCUCCCCCCAUUCACCCACCUCUCAUAAACAUGACAGAACAGCAGAAGUCCUCCAAGCACAUUAGUGUGGGACACCACUCCAGAGCGCCUACUCCUGCUUUUGAUCACACUGAUGACCACCAAAAUGCUGCUCCAUCAAGGAUGGUUGUGCCAAAUCAAACCUUUCAUGCCAGGGUCCAGAGAACCAAAGACCAAAGACCAAGCACACCCUUCAGCAUGCCCUCUGCAAACUCAGGAAGCCCUGAGGGCACACAGGGCCUAGUCACACACCACAGGUCGCACGUUGACAAUGGCAGAAAGGUAUCAUGGGUGUCCGAAGACAGCCCGAGGAAGCUAUUGGAUCGGUCAUAUAAGAGCUGGACCCCCAGAGGUAAACGGACUCCAUCGGUAUGCCAGACAACCUCCUCUGACUCUGAUCACAUGGACAAUAGUAAACCAUCAGCACUGCGGGGCAUGAAGAAUGACGUGAGAGAGGAAAUACACUACCCAGAUGGAAAGGUUGAACAAAUUUUUUCCUCUGGUUGCCGAAUUGUUAUAUACCGAAAUGGUACCAAAAAGGAAGUAUCUGCAGAUCAGAAAUCAGUGACGAUUUCGUUCUUCAAUGGUGAUGUCAAACAAAUAUUAGCUGAUGGUAAAGUGGUGUACUACUAUCAUGAUUCUCAGGCAUCUCACACCACAUUCCCCUCUGGCCUGGAGGUCCUGCACUUUGGAAAUAACCAAACAGAAGAACAUCAUCCUGAUGGUAGCAGAAAGAUUAUUUUCCCUGAUGGCACAAUCAAGCACAUUUUCCCUGAUGGUCGAGAGGAAAGCACAUUUCCGGAUGGCACUGUGGUUAAGUUAACAGAGAAUGGGGAAAAGUCUGUGGACUUUACGAAUGGACAGCGUGAGGUUCAUACUUCACUGUAUAAGAGAAGAGAGUACCCAGAUGGAACUGUGAAAACAGUGUAUUGGAACGGAAGACAAGAGACACAUUCAGCAGGGAAGCCUCUGGCUGCCAGACGCUCCCGCCACUCAGCGAAAGACUCAGUGGCUGUCUCCUCACAGUACCAGUUCCCAUAAUACUGCUGGUGCCCCGGGUGCUUGCGGUCCUUUAAGCAGCGUCUGCACACCACCACAUCUGUUUCUUUAGUGUACUUUCGAACACGUACACCCGCUUCUUCCCUCUCCAUCCUCCUCUUUCUGUUCCUCUGGGUGU